CGCUCCCUCUUCCCAAACCCACAUUACGUCGAAACCCCGGACCGCCAUGCGCACCCACAUCCCUGGCCCCAUCACCACCUUGUCCGAACUCAGCCUCGCCGCCGCCGGCACCGCUUGAUGGAUCGUAUCCAUCCCACCACCUUGGACUUGGUCUAGGUAGACCCGUCCAUGCGGAGGAGAAGGCAUCGGCUAUACGUGCACGCCAUUCGACUACGUCCCGGGCCGGCCAGUUACUCCUGUCGCCAGCAUCUAGCCGGAGUCGUUGGCCGUUAAACGGCAUUAAUCGUGUAUCUGGUAUGAGGACGUGGACGAACGGCCAACCCUAGCAGGUAUGUCAAAUUUAGUAUGGAGAGGGGCAGGCUGUAUAGUAUGAUAGUUUUCUUCCUUUUGUUACAUACCUCCGCAUCAUACCUCAGACACCACAUAUUUGCGUCGAAUAGCGUAUGCCAUUGUUUGUCUAAGGUCAGCCCGUUCCGCACAUCGUCAUGCCCCUGGAUGGAGAGAGCGAACCCCUUCGCAGCGGUGGCCUAUGAGAGCAAAGUGAUUAUAGAGUUGCAGUCUGAUAUUACCCUUCAUGGAAAGGCGACACGUACGGUUCCUGCGUAUUCUACAGGAAAAAUAUGGGCGGCAUCAAUGCCCACAGACUCCCCGGUAAUCAGGCAGUUAUUCCCAUCGCGGGCCUUGACGUGUCUUGGAAAGACAGACGACCUGUUUCCAGAUGAACGAGAAGAUGCGCGGCUCAUGGUGAAUUGGGGGCUGAAUGGCUUGCCUGGUUCGUCGGAGGCCGAGUUGCGGAAAUCGGAUGUGGAGUCGCUGGUUUCUUUGAGAAGCUAUUGGGGUUUGUUGGGUGGUGCUGCUGGAGGAGAGUGAGGGGGAUAAUGUGGAAUCAAGAUUGGGUUCGGUGGGAGGAGGGACAGUGUUGGGCGGGGUGAGAAGGAUAUGGAAACGUUGGUUGCCCUGAGGCGUGGGGCAAAGAAGGCUUCUGUCUUAGUCUUCGAUAUAUAUAGCCUCAAAUAGUGCCAACAAGUGCACUCAUUGUGCCCUGGACGAGGAACGGACAGUCACCUCGCAAAACUCUGUACCCCCCCCUGAAAUAAAUCAGCG
This is a messenger RNA of Fimicolochytrium jonesii, 1104 nucleotides long. RefSeq lists its product as uncharacterized. The record is from RefSeq and is a predicted model, not a curated record. The transcript has 2 exons. Lineage: Eukaryota; Fungi; Chytridiomycota; Chytridiomycetes; Spizellomycetales; Powellomycetaceae. The coding region runs from base 346 to 870 and encodes 174 amino acids.